AUGGGAAAGCACAAGCAGACCAAGCGAGAACGCAAGUUUGCCAUCACGGGCGGCGUCAAGGGCCGUUUGGAGAAUGGUGGAACCAUUGUGUCCAAGGGCAAGAAAAAGAUGAAAAAGAGAGCCGAAAAGACUAGUAAGGAUCUUGCCGCCAUUGAAAAGAAGGAACGACGAGCGCAAAGGAACGCCGAUGAAUACAAGCAACAGCAGAAAGCGCAACGUGAUGCAGAAGAUUUUACAGGACGUGACAACUUGAGUGGCAUGGAUGUCAAUUCGUUCUUUGCCACUUUGGAAGAGGAAUUGACCAACAACAAAAACCAGCUCUCUGACUAUGAGGAUGAUGAUGUCAUGAUGAGUGAUGAUGAUUCAUCGGAAGAAGAUCCAAAGAAAGAAGAGGAGAGCGACAAUGACGAGGAAAGCUCUGAGGAGGAGGAAGAAGAAAAGCCCACCAAAGCGAGCAAGAAGAAAACUGAGCUUUCUUCUAAAGCCAAAUCUUCCAAGAAAGAAAAAGAGGCAUCCAGCAGUAGCAGCAGCAACAGUGACGAGGAUAGUGACAGCAGCAGCAGUAGUGAUGAUUCUUCGUCGGACAAAAAGCCUCCCAGCAACAAGAAAAAGGCAUCCACAAGCAACAAGAAAACCAAAAAGGCUGCUUCAGAUGGCGAUGAUGACAGCGAUAGCGACGACGAGGACAUUGACGCUGCAGAAGCCAGAAUGAAGGCAGAAAUGAAAAAGCUGCAAAGUGAGGAUCCCGACUUUCACGAGUUUCUAAAGGAGAAUGAAGAGGAAUUGUUGGAUUUUGGAGAAGAACAAGAAGAAGACGACAAUGACGACGAAGACGAUGCUGAGGACAAAAAAGACGACAAGGAAGAUGACAAGGGAGGUGAUGCAACCAGCAUUGAAUUGACACCCAAAAUGCUGCGAGACCUGAGCAGGGGUGCUUUUCAAGAUCACGGAAUCAAGAGUCUCAAGAAACUGCUCAGGGCAUACAAAUCAGCCUGUAAAGUCGCAACCAACGCCGCCGACGACGACCAGGGCGGAGACGACAACAAUAGCAACAACAAAAAGAAGCGACGACGACAAAAGAACCAAGAAAAAUCCUAUCGAAUCGAGUCAUCGAAAGUCUUUGAUUCUCUCAUGGUCACGACGUUGGGACGUUGUCAUGAAUCCUUUUACUAUCAUUUGCUCGCGACGGAAGAAGAAAAGCAGCAAGCCAGCCAAAACAAGAAGACUGCGAAAGCCAACAAAGAUAACAACAAAGAGGCAAGCAAUAAAGGCAAGAAGGGUACGAAACAGAAACGUACCGGUGAAGAGGAUGACGGAGAUGACGAGGAAAGGAAUCCUGGUGAAAAUGAGGAGAAAGAAGGAGGCAAAGAAGAAGACACUGUUGAUGUCGAUGAAACACCUUUGGAUCCAAAGGUUCUUGAGCGAUCCGACAAAUGGGUGGACGUCAAGCCUCUCCUCAGCGUCUUUCUGAGGUCAACAUUGCAUCUCAUUUCCGAAUCGAAAGAGCCAGAUCUCUUGGCUAUUGUCCUCAAGUCGCUGGACAAGUAUAUCCGAUACAUGACACCUUUCCCUCGCAUUGCUGAAGCCCUGCUCAGGACAUUGACGGGGCUCUGGUCUGCGCCUAUGGGAGAUGCAUCGGCCGAUUACCAAGUCGUGCGUUUGAAUGCAUUUCUACGCAUCCGGCAGCUCGCCCUCACGCAACCCUUCCCAUUCAUUGAGACUUGCUUGAAAAAGACCUAUUUGGCAUAUGCUCGAAGAGCCAAGUUCGGGGGAGAUUCAGCCUCGGUCAUGUCCAACACGUUGCCCACGCUCACAUUUAUGGGAAACUGCCUCGUGGAGCUGUACAGUCUCGACCACUCGUCUUCGUACCAGCACGCAUUUGUCUACAUUCGUCAACUUGCAUUGCUGCUAAGAGCAUACAUGCAAAAGAAGACCAAAGAAGCUGCACAGCAGGUGUUCUGCUGGCAAUUCAUCCACUGUCUCAAGCUCUGGGUAGCGGUUCUCUCCACUUGUUGUAAACAAGCUCGAGAAGGGACAAACGACGGGAAGAAUGCUGAUCACUUGAUGCGAGAGCUGGUGUAUCCCUUGACUGAAAUCAUCAUGGGGGUAGUCCGACUCAUGCCCGCCCCGACUCGUUAUGUCCCUCUACGAUUCCAUUGCGUCCGUCUUUGCCAGCAGCUCGCAGCCGCGUCGGAAAAGUUCAUCCCCACGACCUCACUUCUCAUGCCGAUACUAGACCUCAAAGAGAUCAGCGCGAAACCCAAGAAGGUCAAGUCAAGAGGAGCGACUACUCGAGGGGUGCAAUUGCCGUUUCUACUUCGCUUGCCAAAGGACGAUCCGCUGCGGACAGCAGAAGAACAAGAAGCAGUCAUGGCAGAACUGUUCAAACUUCUGAACCGAGAACUGGACCUGUAUCAAUAUUCCCCUGGCUUCCCGGAGUUUCAAUUCAACGUCAACCAACGCUUGAAGAAGUUCAUCAAGAACACCAAGAAUAGUCGUUGGCGUGUGUAUGCCCGCGGGUCUGUUGAUUUGUGUGAACGCCACAUGGAUUUCGCCAUCCAUGCGCGGUCAGACCUUUCGGCAGCACCGAAGGAUGUGAAGACUUUGGAAUGCAUUCGGCCUCAAAAGGAGUCUUCCAUGGGAGAUAGGUAUGCCGCGGCCGUUGAGAAGGAAAAUAAGGAAUGGACAAGCUUGAUCGCACCAACGUUGGCAAAGCAGCAGUCUUCUGGUGCUCUCGGAAGAAAGAAUGACGCUGUCGAAGGCGGUGGUAACAGUGACGACAACGACGAGCCCAAAAAGAAGAAAGCAAAGCGGGGAAAGAAAGCAGCGCAAGUUCCACCACCAGCUGUGGACGACAAAGUGAUGGACAUCGAAGACACGGUAGAGGAGGGAGUGGUGUGGUCUUCCGACGAUGAUGCGUAGAACAGGUGGCUACCAGUAGUUAUUGUUGUGCUUGCUAUUGACUUUGCCG
This is a messenger RNA of Seminavis robusta, 2971 nucleotides long. The record is from the annotation of a GenBank genome assembly. Lineage: Eukaryota; Bacillariophyta; Bacillariophyceae; Naviculales; Naviculaceae.